AUGUACGUGGCUGUUGUUUUAGUGGUUGGGCGAUUUGUACGAGUCAUCGUUCGCACUCCACUUAACAAUGCAAAGAUCGAAAAUCUACCGAACGCUGACAAUCUUCUUCGACUUUUCCAAGACAUUUAUGUGGUUCGUGAGAAGAGACAUUUCUAUCUGGAGUCGAGACUGUAUGGCAAACUACUGUUCAUUGUACGAUCGCCGGAUACGGUGAUCAGGUGGUCACGUUAUCGUGUGAAGAUGAAGGACGAUUGA
Molecule: messenger RNA, 255 nt
Organism: Anisakis simplex (herring worm)
Lineage: Eukaryota; Metazoa; Nematoda; Chromadorea; Rhabditida; Anisakidae
Source: the annotation of a GenBank genome assembly